AAAAUGACCACUCGAACUGGAAUGGAAGGAUCUAUUCUUGAACACUGAUUAUUAAUACCAACUCAACUCAAUAUAUAUAUAUAUAUGGAAAGUACAAAGAUUAAGUAAUCAUUUCGAGUCAAAUAAUCAAACAGUUUGAAGACAUGGAUAGAGUAUCCAAUCCCAAAUGAAACAGGAAAGAUCACUUCUCUACACGUAUGUUACCAAUGGAGUGAUGUACUUACCACAUGAAAAUUUUGGUGGUGGUGGUGAUGGUGGCUCGGGGUGAUUCCGAAAAGAUGUAUUUUGAGUUCGGCGUCGGCGAAAUUGAUGGAUGGAAGCAAAUUGCUAGAGUCGAAGCAAGUUACGGCGACGAUCGGAUUUUCGACGGUGGAAGGAUGAGGUCGCCGCCGGUCGUAAAAAAGAAGAUCAGUUGGUAAAAAAAAGAAAAAAAAGAUAUUUUUUUUGUUGUAAAAAAAUAUUGAAAUAGUAUAAGGCCCAUAUGAGCCGCGUUAUGUGAUGUGAAGUUAGGUCAUUUCUUAACCGCGUUUCUCUAAAAGAAAGAUAUUUAAUUAGUCAAUAUUCACAGAUCGAAGGAAGAAUCUCAUCCUUCUCUUUUGUGCAAUUUCAAUUUAAUCAACAAAAACCUAGAAUCUCAUCCCAAUUUCAAAUCCUUCGAAGCGAUCGCCAUGGGAAACACAGAGAAGCUGCUUAAUCAGAUCAUGGAGUUGAAAUUCACAUCCAAAUCGCUACAACGCCAGUCCCGAAAGUGUGAGAAGGAAGAGAAGUCGGAGAAGCUCAAGAUCAAGAAGGCCAUGGAGAAAGGCAACGUCGACGGCGCUAGAAUCUACGCUGAGAACGCCAUCCGUAAGCGAACCGAGCAGAUGAACUAUCUCAGGCUAUCUUCGCGGCUCGAUGCCGUUGUGGCUCGCCUCGACACCCAGGCCAAGAUGUCCACCAUUAACAAGUCCAUGGGCUCGAUCGUCAAGUCUCUGGAAUCUACUUUGGCUACAGGAAACCUACAGAAGAUGUCCGAGACAAUGGACCAGUUCGAGAAGCAAUUCGUGAACAUGGAGGUGCAGGCCGAGUUCAUGGAGAGCGCCAUGGCUGGGUCAACCUCAUUGUCCACUCCCGAGGGCGAGGUCAACAGCCUCAUGCAACAGGUGGCCGACGAUUACGGCCUCGAGGUCUCGGUGGGGCUGCCGCAGCCGGGCGCGCACGCUGUGCCUACCAAGGAGACCGAGACGAUCGACGAAGACAAUCUUUCCAGGCGCCUUGCCGAGCUCAAGGCUAAAGGUUAAGAAUUUUAAAGAACUCAUCCCCUGUAAAGAGGAUAAAGGAUUUCAUAUGCGAUCUCAUUACAUAUAUGUGAGGCCAUUAAUGUGUAUCGAUUCGAAACUGAGGCUGCUUUUCGAGAAGUUGGAAUUUCAUAUGUAAAUUAUAGAUAUUGCAUUUGGGUAUUUCUCAUUUAUCUUUUUCUUAACAAUGGUGUCAAUUUUCUUCCAUAUUGGCCAGACAUUUCCAUGAUAUUUAUGGUCUUUGUGAAUAACUUAACUUGGAGCA
Messenger RNA from Humulus lupulus (European hop), 1542 nucleotides. Its product is annotated as ESCRT-related protein CHMP1B-like. NCBI's taxonomy places the organism in Eukaryota, Viridiplantae, Streptophyta, Magnoliopsida, Rosales, Cannabaceae. The coding region runs from base 669 to 1280 and encodes 203 amino acids. The transcript has a single exon. The record is from RefSeq and is a predicted model, not a curated record. Gene Ontology annotation, cellular component: multivesicular body; ESCRT III complex. Gene Ontology annotation, biological process: endosome transport via multivesicular body sorting pathway; late endosome to vacuole transport; protein transport.